AUGGUCCUUCUCUUCCUCCCUCCUGGUCCUGGCCCGCGCCCCACAUCACCCGUCAGCUUCCCGUGUGACCUGCCCGCCUGGAUUUUCCUGCAGAAGUCUCUCCGGGAGCCCGCUGCGCCGGAAGUUCUGCCUGGUUCAACAGCGGGACAGGAAGGGUGCGCGGCGCCAAGUCCGCCUGCCUCCCCGGGGCGGCCCCUGAGGCCGUUCUGUCAGUGUUUCUUUCCAGAAAAGCCCCCAGGCACGCGGUGUGCUUGGCCGGCCAUCUUGUACCCGUGGCGCCUGGACGUCCACCGGCUCUCCCAGCGCCUGCCGGCUGCACCGCCCUUCUCCGUUCACUGGGCGCUUUGCUUUUCAGCUGCUUUGGACAGUCCGGGUCUGGGUGUAUCUUCGCAGACACUGGCAGACGAAGAUGUGUGUGUGUUUAAGUGCUCGGUGUCCCGGGAGACGGAGUGCAGCCGCGUGGGCAAGCAGUCCUUCAUCAUCACCCUGGGCUGCAACAGCGUCCUCAUCCAGUUCGCCACACCAAACGAUUUCUGUUCCUUCUAUAACAUCUUGAAAACCUGUCGGGGCCACACCCUGGAGCGGUCGGUGUUCAGCGAGCGCACAGAGGAGUCCUCUGCCGUGCAGUAUUUCCAGUUCUAUGGCUACCUGUCCCAGCAGCAGAACAUGAUGCAGGACUACGUGCGGACGGGCACCUACCAGCGCGCCAUCCUGCAGAACCACACAGACUUCAAGGACAAGAUCGUUCUUGACGUCGGCUGUGGCUCUGGGAUCCUCUCAUUUUUUGCCGCCCAAGCUGGAGCGAGGAAGAUCUAUGCAGUGGAGGCCAGCACCAUGGCCCAGCACGCAGAGGUCUUGGUGAAGAGUAACAACCUCACUGAGCGCAUCGUGGUCAUCCCCGGGAAGGUGGAGGAAGUCUCGCUCCCUGAGCAGGUGGACAUCAUCAUCUCGGAGCCCAUGGGCUACAUGCUCUUCAAUGAGCGCAUGCUCGAGAGCUACCUCCAUGCCAAGAAGUACCUGAGGCCCGGGGGAAACAUGUUCCCCACCAUUGGUGACGUCCAUCUUGCACCCUUCACGGAUGAACAGCUCUACAUGGAGCAGUUCACCAAGGCCAACUUCUGGUACCAGCCAUCCUUCCAUGGAGUGGACCUGUCAGCCCUCCGAGGUGCUGCGGUGGACGAGUAUUUCCGGCAGCCUGUGGUGGACACAUUUGACAUCCGGAUCCUGAUGGCCAAGUCUGUCAAGUACACAGUGAACUUCUUAGAAGCCAAAGAAGGAGAUUUGCACAGGAUAGAAAUCCCAUUCAAAUUCCACAUGCUGCAUUCCGGGCUAGUUCACGGUCUGGCUUUCUGGUUUGAUGUCGCCUUCAUCGGCUCCAUAAUGACAGUGUGGCUAUCCACAGCCCCGACGGAGCCCCUGACCCACUGGUACCAGGUCCGCUGCCUGUUCCAGUCACCACUGUUCGCCAAGGCCGGGGACACGCUCUCAGGGACAUGUCUGCUUAUUGCCAACAAAAGACAGAGCUAUGACAUCAGUAUUGUGGCCCAGGUAGACCAGACGGGCUCCAAAUCCAGUAACCUCCUGGACCUGAAAAACCCCUUCUUCAGAUACACAGGCACGACGCCGUCGCCCCCGCCCGGCUCCCACUACACGUCCCCCUCGGAGAACAUGUGGAACACGGGCAGCACCUACAACCUCAGCAGUGGGAUGGCUGUGGCCGGGAUGCCGACCGCCUACGACCUGAGCAGUGUUAUUGCCGGUGGCUCCAGCGUGGGCCACAACAACCUGAUUCCUUUAGCCAACACGGGGAUUGUCAAUCACACCCACUCCCGGAUGGGCUCCAUAAUGAGCACGGGGAUUGUCCAAGGGUCGUCGGGCGCCCAGGGCAGCGGUGGCGGCGGCUCCAGCGCCCACUACGCAGUCAACAGCCAGUUCACCAUGGGCGGCCCCGCCAUCUCCAUGGCCUCCCCCAUGUCCAUCCCGACCAACACCAUGCACUAUGGGAGCUAGGCCCCUCUGGCGCGCAACAGACUGACAGCACCAGGAAACCAAAUGAAGACCCUGCCCACCCCCCCCACCCCCGCCUGGGCGGCUUUCACCCCUGGGCCGGAGAAGCCCAAACACCCGGUCACGGCCCUCUUUGCUAUGGGAACUUGGACACUUUUUUACACAACAUUGCCGCCGCCGCCCCCACUCCACCGCCCACCCGCAUCUUGGCCCUGAGCGCGUGUCGCUGCCAGAUUUUACACAAGAUCCUGUCGUGGGAGCCGUUUUCCCCUCCUGCCCUCCCCCCUGACCUGGGUUUGACAUCUUCUGUAACAGGCAUGUCCAGGCCUGACAGCUGCAGGCCCGGCGGGGAGGGGCGGGGUGGGGGGAGUAGCUACCACCCCACCUGGUCCCUUGGCGCCUGCCCCCCCUCCCCCGCCUGUCUCCAGUGGGGAAGGCAGUCCUGACUGGGCGGGGCCUUCCCUUCAACUACCAGGCCUUGGUCACAAUGGGCGUGACAUGCUGCUUUUUUUAAUUUUAUUUUUUUACGAGAAGAACCAGUGUCAAUCCACAGACCCUCUGAGAAAACCAGGCCGGCCGGGCCGAGCCAGCAGCCCCUCUCCCCCCACUCAGAGGCUCAGUGGUGAGGGGCAGCCCUGCCGAGUCUUCAGGACAGGGGUGGGGCCAGGCCUCUGGAGACCCGAGGCCCCCUCCCACCAAAGGGUUCACCUCACACUUGAAUGUACAACCCACCCCGGCUGUCGGGAAGGCCCUCCGUCCUCGGCCCCUGCCUCUUGCUGCUGUCUUGUCCCUGAGCCCCUGCAGGUCCCCUCCCCUACCCCUGCCAAGAGUUAGAACAGGUGGCCCCGCGGGCCCCAGGCCUGGAGGGAAGGGUCACUGUCAGCCGCUUGGGGCAGACAUGAGAAACCUCAAGGAUCCAUCGUGGAAGGCGUCCUUUCUCCUUGUAGCUCACAUUAGGCCUGUGUAUUUCCCUCAACAUUCGUAGACGCUCCAGUCCCUAUUACUAUGAUGGCAUUUUGGUCCCUCCCCAGCCUGGGAAGGGGCCUUGCAGGGACCUCCGCCCCCCCCAAAACAAAUAAACAAGGAAAUGUAUGUUUCAGCAGAGGCAAUGUUCUUCUACUUCUCCCCCUGCCCCCCAUUUUCUAACACCUCCGAACACGGAUGUGGUGGAGCUCAAGCUAGGCCCCGGGACCUGCUCCGUGGGCACCCAGGAGGAGCAGGCCCAGUUGAGGCUGGGGUGACCCCCUCUGCUCUCCCGACCGUCCCAUCAGGGAAAGCAGAAGGCCUGGCAGGGAGCCUGGGGGGGGGGGGGGGCGACAGCCACCGCGGAGGCUCCCUGCUCAGCUGCCCCUUUCCCACCUUUAUAUAAAUUCUCGGAAUCAUCUUUGCAUAGAAAAUAAAAGUGUUUGCUUUGUAA
Messenger RNA from Leptonychotes weddellii (Weddell seal), 3424 nucleotides. Lineage: Eukaryota; Metazoa; Chordata; Mammalia; Carnivora; Phocidae. The record is from RefSeq and is a predicted model, not a curated record.